CUCCGAUCAUCUAAUACCAACCAACCAACCAACCAUUUGCUUCACACCCCAUUUUCAUUCAUUAUUCACCAUGGUUGUUCUUACUGAAAUUUCUGAAGAGUCUUCUUACAAUUAUGAUGUAUUUUUAAGCUUUAGAGGUGCGGAUACUCGCAACAAUUUCACCGAUCAUCUUCUCAAAGCACUCCGGGAAGCCUCUAUCCGCACGUUCUUCGAUGAUGCUGAGAUUCGAAUAGGAGAGACUCUAAAACCGGAACUGGAGAAUGCAAUUAAGUCAUCAAGGGCUUCUGUUAUCGUGCUGUCCAAGAAUUACGCUUCUUCCACAUGGUGCCUUGAUGAACUGGCACUCAUCAUGGAGCAGAGAAGGACCUCCAAACAUAUUGUUUUCCCCAUCUUCUAUCAUGUUAUGCCUUCCGAUGUCAGGAAACAACGAAACAGCUUCGGAGAUGCAAUGGCUGAGCAUACACAGAGGAUGGAAACCGAGUUAAAUUCAGAGAAAAGAAGUGAAUGGGCUCACAGGAUAGAGAAAUGGAAGAAAGCAUUAACAGAAGUUGCUGAUAUGAAAGGGAAGGAAGCAAACGGCAGAGAGACGAAGCUUAUUGAAGAAAUUGUUAAAGAUAUAAGUAGCAGAUUAGAACUACACAAAAGGAGUGAUAUUCCAAAACUAAUUGGGAUGGAGUCUUCAGUUAGGACCAUCACUUCAUUCUUGAACGACGCAUCUUCUCAUACCACUGACGUUCUCACAAUAUGUGGUAUGGCUGGGAUAGGAAAGACACAUUUGGCAGACUAUAUCUUCAAGUCACACUAUCUUGAGUUCGAAAGCAGCUGCUUUCUUGAAGAUAUCGAAAGGAGGUGCACAUCCCAAAAGCGAUUGCUUAAAUUGCAGAAACAGCUCCUUAAAGAUAUUCAAGCGACAAGUUGGAUGGACAUAGAUAAUGUUAAGGCAGCCACCUCAAAGAUUGAGAAUUCACUUUUUAGGAAAAGAUCUUUUCUUGUUCUUGAUGGUAUAAAUGACUCUGAGCAGUUGGAUGCAUUAAUUGGGACAAAAGGCAUUCAUCCUGGAAGUAAAAUCAUAAUAACUUCUAAAAAUGGAUCGCUAACAGAAAAAUGUAAGCUGUUUGAAGCACAAGUUCCACCAAAGCAUACUAAGCACUUGCUUCAUGGCUUAAAUGAUAAGGAUUCUCUUCAGCUUUUAACUUGGCAAGCCUUUGGAUGCCAUGAACCCAACGAAGGUGAUAAAAAGAAAAUGAAGAAGGUCGUACAAUACUGCAAAGGACAUCCAUUGGCUCUUAAAGUUUUGGGCAGUUCUUUCCGUAGUGAAGACGCUACAUGGGAGGAUAUCUUAGAAUCACUGGGUAAAGAAAUUAAUCCAGAUAUUAAAAAGGUCCUGAAAAUAAGUUACGACUCUUUGCCAUCUGAAAAAGACAAGGAACUGUUUAAAUACAUUGCUUGUUUAUUCGUUGGCGAAGAUAGAAAGUUCACUGAAGACAUAUUGAAAGCAUGUGGCAUAUGCAAACCAUCUGGGAUCAAGGUUCUCGUUAAUAGAUGCCUUCUCACUGUACGAUCAUUUGGCGAAUUGAUGAUGCAUCAACUUCUUCAAGACAUGGGGAGAGAUGUAGUCCGUCAAGAAUCACCAAACAGGCCAUGGGAGCGAAGUAAUUUAUGGAAUCAUGAGGAGUGUUUGGAUGUGUUGCAAAAUAAACAGGGAACAGCAAUAACUCAAGGACUGGCCCUUGACAUGAGAACAUUUGAGAAUGACACAUGGAAAGAACCAAGUAGUGCCAAUAUGCAAAUGUUUGGAUUUAGAUCAUAUCCAUCAUUCAGUUGUCUUUGGUGGUUAGUUGGUUGGGUUUCAGGAAUGUGUUCCUCAUCUCGUAAAACAAAAGGUGACUUUGAGACACUUGCUUUAAGUGAAAUGCGUAACUUAAAACUACUCCAACUGAACUAUGUACAACUCAGUGGAUCCUACAAGAAUUUUCCUCAUGGUAUAAGAUGGUUAUGCAUGCAUGGAUUCCCUUUGAGUUAUAUUCCGUCAGACUUACAAAUGGAGAAUUUGGUAGCUCUUGACUUGUCUAAUAGCAAACUACAACAGCUUUGGAAGAAGCCCAAGCUGCUCAGGUCACUGAAGUUUCUUAAUCUGAGUAAUUGUCGUGAGCUUGUUAGAGUGGGUCACUUCUCUGGGCUCCCUCUACUUGAAAGGUUGACACUCGCUAGAUGCACAAGUCUCAUUGAGGUCUGUGAGUCAAUUAGCACUUGUUGUCAAAAACUUGAAAUCCUUGAUUUGAGUGAAUGCAAUAAGUUGAAGGAACUUCCAAGAAGCAUAGGAAAGCUAAAGAAGCUUACUCAACUUCUAAUAGAUGGUUGUUCAAAUCUUGGUGAAUUUCCAGCUGACAAUGUUAACAUGAAGUCUCAUGGGUGUUCUUCCUCUACCAUGGUACCAAGAACUCCCAAGUCCUUUGCGAGUUCUUUACCAAGAUCACUAGUAACGUUGUCCCUUAAAGAUUGUAAUCUGUAUAAUGAAUCAUUUCCUAUGGAUUUUAGUAACCUUCCAAUGUUGAAGAAGUUGUAUUUGGAUGGAAAUCCAAUGGAUUCCAUGCCUGAUUGUGUGAGAAGCCUUACUAGGCUGGAGACACUCAGUUUUUCUAGGUGUUGGAACCUGAAAACAGUCUUGUGUGCUCCAAUCCAAUUAAAGCGGUUGGAUGUAGGCAUUUGCACCUCAUUGGAGAAAAUAAAAUUUCAUCCAGAAAAGUCAGCUGUACCUAGAGUUAUUUAUCACCCAAGUUAUACCCUGACUGAGAUCCAGCACAUAUUCAAAAUACAAGCUUUAUCAGAAAUUGAUGAAGAGGUAUUAUGCAGUUUGGGUUGGAUUAAUAUAGCAUAUUUGAACCCCUGCCGGUUGUCGAAGGCCACUUGGAGUUUUCAAGCAAAAAAACUUCCAGCACAGAUGAUCUAUGAACAUGGAAUAUUCAGCACGUAUCUUCAAGGGCAAGAGGUUCCAAAGUGGUUCACUCAAAGAAGCAGUGGGUCAUUAUUUACCUUGCAAUCAUCUCCUGAAAAAGGUAAGAUUAAAUGGCUAAAUGUGUGCAUUGUGCAUACGAUUUCAAGCAUGAAGGAAGCUGGUCCUUCAAGAAUUGAAAUUAGCAAUCUGACAAAGAAGUCCUCCUGGACAUACGAGCCUAUGAUGUAUCUUGUUCCAGAAGAUGAUGCGUUUGAAGAUGGUGAUGAAGUAGUUGUAGUAUGGUUAAGCCAUUGGAUGUUUGGGAAAAAUGAGUUUGAAGAUGGUGAUAAAGUUCUCAUUAACUUUAGUGUACUCCAAUCGUUGCGUAUUCGCUAUGUUGGUCAAGGCCCAGAUUAUGCAAAUGUAAGGGAGUAUGGAAUUAGCCCUGUGUAUGAUGAUGGAAAGCAGAAAGAAGAUGCUUUGGGUUAUUACAAGUCAUGGAAGCACAUCAUUGGUGGGGAUCUCUCUGAUUAUAAAGUCUCCCCAAGUCAUUACCGUCUAAAACGCUACUUUUGGCUUUUAAGUAAUCAAAAUACGGGUCAGGGUGUUCUGUAAUUGCAACCCCUUUUUUCUUCAUCAAGGAAAGAAGGUAAACGAAUUUUCAUAUCUUUGCUUUUGCAGUUGGGCUUGAUUAGGUUGUUUAUAAUUAGUUGUAAAGUAACUAGGUUUUAUAUGUGGGUGUUCUUUUUAUGCAUUUUGGGGUUUUAACGACUUUUGAUGUAUCUGAUCAAGUACGAUCGAAAGACUGCAAGCACUUCGAAAUUGCCAAGUAUUGUAAACA
Messenger RNA from Helianthus annuus (common sunflower), 3776 nucleotides. Its product is annotated as disease resistance protein RPV1. The record is from RefSeq and is a predicted model, not a curated record. The transcript has 5 exons. Gene Ontology annotation, biological process: defense response; signal transduction. NCBI's taxonomy places the organism in Eukaryota, Viridiplantae, Streptophyta, Magnoliopsida, Asterales, Asteraceae. Gene Ontology annotation, molecular function: ADP binding. The coding region runs from base 71 to 3550 and encodes 1159 amino acids.